Messenger RNA from Meloidogyne enterolobii, 324 nucleotides. The record is from the annotation of a GenBank genome assembly. Lineage: Eukaryota; Metazoa; Nematoda; Chromadorea; Rhabditida; Meloidogynidae.
AUGCUUAAAAAUAAUAAAUUUUAUUUUAAAUUAAAUAUUUUUCUUGUAAUUUCGAUUUUUGGUUUGUUAAUUGGAUUAGAAUUUACAAUCAAAGUUUUGAAGAAAAUUAAAGAUGUGGAUUUAAUUUUGAGUAAUUAUAGAGAGGAGUUUGUGAAGGAUGAACUUGAUAUUAGGUUGGUGAGAUUGUGGGGGAUCAUAUGGUCCAUAGAGAAUAAUUUUAUAGUCUGAAAAGAAUACCAUUGUCCGAAGGGGACCUUUAAUAGUUAUGAUGGAACAUACCAUAGUCCGAAGGGAACAUGUUCUAGUCCGUAGGGAACACCAGUC